AUGGGUUGGCUCAUCUGCUCCGGAAAAUCAAAAAAGAAAGCGAAGAAGAAGCAAAACAAGAAAUUUGAAGAUCAGAUCCCAUCAUCUUCAGAUAGAUUCAAGGUAAAUCCUUCCCUGGACGUAAAGAAGGAAGCUUCUAAGGAUGGAGGAUCUGGUCAUAUUGCAGCACACAUUUUUACAUUUCGUGAAUUGGCUGCAGCCACUAAAAAUUUCAGGGCAGACUGUCUUUUGGGCGAAGGAGGUUUUGGCAGAGUAUAUAAAGGGCGAUUGGAAAGCACCAAUCAGGUUGUGGCUAUUAAGCAGCUUGAUCGUAAUGGCUUGCAAGGGAACAGGGAAUUCCUUGUUGAAGUGCUGAUGUUAAGCCUGCUUCAUCAUCCAAACUUGGUGAACUUGAUUGGAUAUUGUGCUGAUGGAGAUCAGAGACUUCUGGUUUACGAAUACAUGCCAUUAGGAUCAUUGGAAGACCAUCUACUUGGUAUGUGCUAAUAAGAGACUCGAUUAUUUAAUGCAUUGCAUGCUAGAAGUGAGGCCUCCAAAAAUGGUUUGCAGGUUAUAACUCAAAACCAAAAUAUUUAGUAUUAAGAGAUUUUGAUGGCCCAGAACACCAAGCACUCCCUCCCUCGACAAAAAAAAAUCAGAAUUAAUAAGAAAAAGAUAGAAAAGCGAAGAAAACAAGGAUGAUAAUCAUCUGAUUCAGGAUCAGUCUCAUCUUAUGUUGCCCAACAUCUUAUGCAUUCGGUCCAAGGGUCAAGUGCUAGAUGCUUGCUUUUCCCUGUGGUAGCUUUAUGUACCUCUUAUCUAGCAUCUAAUGACAAAGGAUUGGAUUCUUGCUUCGUAUUCCAGACCUUCCACCUGAUAAAAAACGACUUGACUGGAACAC
Molecule: messenger RNA, 880 nt
Organism: Ilex paraguariensis (yerba mate)
Lineage: Eukaryota; Viridiplantae; Streptophyta; Magnoliopsida; Aquifoliales; Aquifoliaceae
Source: the annotation of a GenBank genome assembly